Molecule: messenger RNA, 5672 nt
Organism: Agrilus planipennis (emerald ash borer)
Lineage: Eukaryota; Metazoa; Arthropoda; Insecta; Coleoptera; Buprestidae
Product: choline O-acetyltransferase-like
Exons: 3
Coding region: 275-2470 (731 amino acids)
Biological process (GO): acetylcholine biosynthetic process; neuromuscular synaptic transmission
Cellular component (GO): neuron projection; cytoplasm
Molecular function (GO): choline O-acetyltransferase activity
Source: RefSeq, a predicted model, not a curated record
ACAACUAAUAGUUCCACAUGAGCCGUUAUAGUAGAAAAUAAUAGUCGAAGUACAAUGAUUACAAAAUAUAAAUAAUUAUCCUUGAAGGAUCCGCAUAAAUGAAACGUUCCGUUUCUUGUUUUUUCUUUCAAACAUGCAUUCGAAAGGGAUGAUUAAUGCAAGAGGUGAACUCCCGCAACUCAUCAGAUCCACUCUCGCGUACGCAGGGAAACACUCCAGGGAAAAUAUGAGAAAGAGAAACGAGUUUUUCUAAGGGUUCUGUAAAUCCUUCGAGAUGCGUUUUGGCACCAGUGACCGGGGUGGUUCUGGUUCUAUAUUGUGUGCGCAUUUGUUGACGUUCCUUGUAUUAGGGGGUUGUUUGGGGAACCCGGAACCAUCACCCAAUCAACGUGCACCUCUUUCAUCACGCACCGUAAGGACCAAAUACGGGGACGUGAGUGGUGUGAUCAUAACGUUGGAUUCGCGUCAUUUGGAACCCGUCGAAGUGUUUCGUGGUAUACCUUACGCUAGUCCCCCUUUGGGGAGCUUACGAUUUAUGCCGCCGGUAACGGGUGCUCUAUGGUCGGGUGUGAAAAUUGCGGACAAGUUUAGUCCUGUGUGUCCCCAGAGAUUGCCCGAUAUUCGUAACGAAACUGCCGCGCUUAAAAAGAUGCCCCGAGGUAGACUGGAAUAUUUAAAGAGAUUGUUACCGUAUUUGCAGAACCAAAGUGAGGAUUGUCUCUACCUCAACAUUUAUGCUCCAGCUCAAGACAAAGCAUACGAAUACUGGCUAAAUGAUAUGUACCUAGGAAACCCUGCAGCACUACCAAUCAACUCAAAUCCUGGUAUGGUUUUUCCACCAAGAAAGUUCACUACAAUUUUAGACCUCGCUAGGUUUACAUCCCGAAUUUUAAAUGCCGCACUUGCAUAUAAGACUAUGCUGGACAACAAGCAGUUACCUUUAGAACGUGCAACAUCGAGAAAUCCCGGUCAGCCGCUCUGCAUGGCACAGUACUACCGCCUAUUUUCUUCUUGUAGAAUCCCUGGUAUAAAAAGGGACAAGCAGUUUAUUUCGGCUUCAACGGAACAACCUUCAGAACAUAUUAUCGUCACAUGUAGGAACCACUUUUAUUGCUUGGUCUUAAAAGCGCCUGAUAGAGGUUGUCUAAGUGAAGACGAGAUUUGUUCUCAGCUGCUUUAUAUAUUAAAUAACGCCCCAUGUCUGCCUAUGCCACCUCCAGUGGGAAUACUGACUGGAUGGAGGAGACCAAAAUGGGCAGAAGCGAGGCAGAAGCUUCUUAGAAACGAUAGAAAUAGAAGGAAUAUGGAAUUAAUAGAAAAAGCCUUGCUGGUACUGUGCUUAGAUGAAGCCCUUUCCAAUAAUUUCAAUUCCCACGUACAGAGAGGUGCAAAGGGUCAUGUUGCCGGAGGCAGAGAUGAAACCAAUUUAGCUUUGCAAAUGCUCCAUGGAGGAGGAAGCAGUCAAAAUUCAAGUAACAGAUGGUUCGACAAAACAAUUCAAAUUGUAAUAAGUGGAGACGGUGCGUGUGGGCUGUGUUAUGAACACUCUCCAUCGGAAGCAGUAGCAAUCAUAGCAGCGAUGGAGAAGAUUCUGAAAGAUACCGAAUCUCAACCAAUAAACACCGAGGUUCCUUCUGCAUGUGACCAUCUGCCCCUUCCAGAAAGGCUAGAAUGGUGUCUGGAAAUUGAAGAUUUCCAAAAGAUAGAAGAAGCCGCCCAAUACCUGGACAAUCUCAUCAAAGAUUUGGACUUUUUGGUUCUAAGAUUUGAUGGCUAUGGAAAGGACUUUAUGAAAUCGUGCAAAGUCAGCCCUGAUGCUUACGUUCAAUUAGCUUUGCAAUUGGCUUAUUACAAAUUGUAUGGAAAAUUAACUGCUACAUAUGAAAGUGCUUCUACCAGGCGUUUCUUAUUGGGUCGGGUUGACUGCAUACGUUCCGCUAGUGUUGAAGCAUUGGAAUGGGCUUCAGCCAUGCUCCAGCAUACAGACGACAUAGAUGCAAACAACAAAAAAGUAACUUUCCAUCUUGUAACACAUGAAGAAAAAAUAAAGUUGUGGCUAAGGGCGGUUGAGAGACAGACUCAAGAAAUGGUGGAUAAUAUUUUGGGCCAAGGUAUAGACAUCCACUUACUGGGUCUAAGGGAAGCUGCAAAAGAAACAUCACCUACUGCCGCACAUCCUCUACCCGAAAUUUUUACUGAUGAGUCAUAUCGUAUAGCGAAUAGAUUCAAUUUAACCACCAGUCAAGUUGCAACAUCAAUUGACAGUUUCAUGGGAUACGGACCUGUUGAACCGGAUGGUUAUGGAGCGUCUUAUAACAUAAAAUCUAGUAGUAUUGUUUUCUGCUUAUCGUCAUUUUGGUCAUCCCAAAUCACUAGUACGUCCAAAUUUGCACAAGCGUUAGAAGAUAGUCUCAAUACCAUGCAAAGUCUUUUGGGUACCAACUUUGACUCACAUCAAAGCGCUACUUAGAUUAACAUGUUAACUGACUAUUUAGGUAAUAGAUCUAAAAAUAUAUGAUGUGGCAAAUUUCUUUGAAAAUUAUGGAGUUGGUGAGUUUACAUAUAUCUAUAUCUAAUUCCGUCCAGGGAAAAGACGUCUGACAUUAUAGUAUGAAGCUUGGUGAGAGGUUUUAUUUAUGAGGAAACCUUCAAAAGUUGAGAAAUUUAAAUUUUUUUUCACAAAUAAGAAGAACUAUUUGACUUUGAAAAAUGACAAGCUUCUCCAGUCGUUGAUCUCUAUAUAUUUAUGUAUCGUAAACAUUUUGGUUUUCAAUCGAUUCGUUCUGUUCUGAAAGAGUUAGUAAUAGGUAAUGCAAUGUUUGAAAAAGGCAGUAGAAUAGUUAAGGUGGAAAUUUGACGUUCCCUUGUCAGCUGAUAUCCUAGAGGUGUGUUCUUUUAUUCAGUCUUCUAGAUUCCAUCAUAUGCUUAAAUAUGUGAGAGCGGGUCGUUAGAAAAAAAAGAUUUACAAAUGAAGUUUGCUACAUCAUAUGAAUAAACGUAUUACCUUUUUAGAUUGCUUACAUCUAGGUACAACAAAAAACAAUUGUUAGGAAAAUGUUCUUAUUUUUAUUAACAAAAUGGUUCCAAAACAGUAUAUGAAAGUCUCAUCUGAUAGUCAUUUAGUAUAAUACUCGUCAUCAAGAUUUCGAUAUUGACCUCAUCGACUAAAGUGCUUAUCAGCAUUAAGGUUAAUGAGCUAAUCUGGGGAUUGCAUGUUGUGCCCAGUUUAAAUUAGUUGUUCGUACCUUUGCUGGAUAAGUGUGCAUUGUUGAAAGAACAGGUCAGAUUAGGAACGCUAAAUUUUAUUGCAGCGAGUCAAUGUUCCUGUAUCUGUAUAUGUAUCAAGUGUUGUGCCGAACGUUCUUACCACCACAACGCGUCUUGAUCAAAUUUAUGUUUGAAGAAACACAAUCCAUUUUGCAUUGUUGUCUCUUUGGGUUUCCAAAACACAUUAUAAUCGAUUUUGUAAGUGCCACAGUAGGAGAAUUCCGUUGUGGGUCUUCAGAAUCCGCAAUGUGGCUUGAUCAAACGUUUCAUGAAUCAAAAAACAAUUUUCGCUUUGUGGUUGUUUCUAAUUUGUCAUGAAGUACUAUGAUCGUUUUUGCAGGUGCCAUGAUAAGAGUAGGUUAUGGAUUCACGUAGGAAACCACAAUGCGGUUUGAUCAAACAUAACACAAGUUUCCCCUGGUGGUUCUUUUGAGUUUGUCAGAAUCCACAAUGAUGAUUUUUGCAUGUGCCACGACAGAAAAAUUACAUACAUUAACUUGAAAAUCCGCAAUGUGGCUUUUGAUGAAUUACAACGCAAGUUUCAUUUUAUGGUUGUUUUCAAUUUGUCAGAACGCACUAUGAUCAUUUUUGCAAGUGCCAUAACAAGACUAGGUAGGUACCGUAUUGCGGAUUAUCUUAAGAAACCACAAUGCGGCUUGAUCAAACAUUUUAUGAAUCACAAGUUUCGCCUUGUGGUUCUUUUCAAUUUGUCAGAACGCACAAUGAUAAUUUUUGCAUGUGCUGUAACAGGGAUAUGGCGCUGUGGAUUAACUUGAGAAGCCACAAUGCGGCGUGAUCGAGCGUUUAUUGUUGGAAAGCACUAUGACGGCUUUGCAUGUGCCACAAUAGGACUGUCGCAUUGUGGGCUAACUAGGGAAACCACAAUGCGGCGCUAUCAACGCGGCAAAUUUCUCCUUUUGGUUGUUUUAAAUUUGUCAGAACGGAUUAUAAACGUUUUAACUAAUGCCAGAGUAUGAUUUCUGAGUGGUGGUAAUCUCGAAAAGCCACAACGUGUUUGGUCAAUUAUUUGAGGAAUCAAAACACAAAAAUUUCAAAAUCAUUUCAAGUGUUCUAGGACGCAUUAUAUUUAUUUUCGUUAAUGUCACAAUAGGAACGCACAUUAUUAACAAACUAACUAACAAACAUUAAAAAAAAUGUAAUGUAUACAAUUAUGUUGUUAAAAUAUUUAUUGCUGUUUUCAUAAAGCUUUAAGAUUUGUUAAUUAUUAAAUAUCAACAAGUAGGGGCUGUGUUUAGAUUACUUAUUACAUUUUAGUUGUGUGAUAACAAAGUUUAAAUAUAAUGACUUAUUAUGGAUCUCGCAUAUAAUCUAAUUAAUAAAAACUAAGCAUAAUAAGUAUAAACAAAAAUGAAAAUUCAUUCUAGCUAAUAUUUUUCAAUUUUUCAUUUCACAAAAUUUAAUUUGCCAUUCUAUUUUAUUAGCUAAAUAGACAUGAUGACAGUUAAAAUACGCAGGUAAUAUUUCGCAAGAAAAAACUAAUUUAUCAAAAAUACGUACGAAUUAAAUAUUCCAGUUUGAUAAAUAAUUUUACGCUUUCUAAAUUAAGUACUGUAGAACUAGCAUAGGUAUGCGGUGUUAUGCUUAUAUAGAUUUUGUAGCGCACAAGCCUGUAGCCUUAUUUUACAACAAAAGGGUUUGGAAGUUUUACAAAUGUUAUUUUUCUAACUGCUUAUCGUCGUGGGUAUAUUAUACUGGGAUAGAAAACAAAAGUGGACGUUGCUAUUAGGCUGCUUACACACUCUGUUAUUUGUGGUAGCCACUAGAAACCGUCAGGUGUUGAGUGAAAACAUUACGCCAUUAGCAACAACCACAAUGUUCAGUAGCAACCCAUUCUCGCUACUUGAACCUGGCGCUGACUUUUAACGGCUUUGACACAACUUCUUUCUGGGACUGCCGCCUAUCGAAAAUAGCAGACCAGGAGAUUUCAGAGAUGGUAUCUUUAUUAAUUAGUGGGUCAGCUGGGUUCUUAAAACCAUUUUUUUUAUGGUUUGUAUUUCUCCAAAAAUUUUUCUUGUUCUGUUUGUUUUUAAGGACUUCAAGAAUUCAUGGCCAGUAUGUAGUCAUGCAAUUAAUUUUAGCUAUUAACUCUGGCUAGAUCUUCAUCAAAAGGCACUAUAGUAUUUUGAAUGUCGUCUGGUGGUAACCACGCGUAAUAGAAGAUAGUGGUUGCUAUAAAUCACCCUUUUAGUAGCGGCCAAGUGUGGCUGAGUGUGUAAGCGGUCAAAUCUUUAAUAAUGAUUCGUCAUCAUUCUUCGUCAACAGUUUGCUUUAACCCAGACCAGGGGUCGGCAACCUUUUGAUAAUAAAUCACAAUUUAUUAGUCACUUCUGUGCUCGCGAACGGUUAAUUUAGAAAUUCGAAAAAGGUUGUUAAAGGUGUAUGUU